Messenger RNA from Guillardia theta CCMP2712, 303 nucleotides. RefSeq lists its product as hypothetical. Bases 1 to 303 code for a protein of 100 amino acids. Lineage: Eukaryota; Cryptophyceae; Pyrenomonadales; Geminigeraceae. The record is from RefSeq and is a predicted model, not a curated record. The transcript has 3 exons.
AUGGCGAUCAUAAUCACGCCGCCACCUUACCCGGUCAUCAAUUCGAACCCAGACUUCAAGGCAGUUGUUAGGAACUUUAAGCGCAAUGAGUAUGAGAGAAUGGGAUUUUUUACGUUGAUUUCUAUCCCCCUCGGAUAUUUUGCAGGCACUUCCAACCUUCCUCAAAUGAGGGUUCCAUCGGCAGUUUUGGCUACUGUCAUUGGAGCUACGGGAAGCUUCUGCUUGGCGUAUCAGGCGUCAACCCUUAGGCUGAUUGGUCUUAGGCCAAAUGACGAAGAUGUUAAUGCGGCCAAGAGGUCCUAA